AUGUAUAAUAAUAAUAUCGGAGAAAUAGUGUCAAGUAUAAUAGGUUGGACUUAUUUUUUAGCUUGGUCAAUAAGUUUUUAUCCACAAGCAAUAUUAAAUUGGAAACGUAAAAGUGUGCAAGGAUUAUCCAUAGACUUUUUAUGGUAUAAUUUUUAUGGAUUUAUGUGUUAUUCAGUGUUCAAUUUGACAUUCUUCUUUUCUGAAGAAAUUCAAAAAGAAUAUCGAGAUAAAAAUGGCAAUAAAGACAAUCUUGUUAGAGCAAAUGAUAGAGAUGCAGAUCAAAAAAUAUCAUGUACAGCAUCAAUGUUCAUAAAACUUUCUUUGGUGAUGAUGAUAUUGGUUUUAAUUGAAAUAUACUUUACUAAAUUCCAAUGGAUUGAUUUGAUGUAUUUUUUGAGUUACAUUAAAUUAUCGAUUAGUUUUAUUAAAUAUGUUCCUCAGGCAUUUUUAAAUUUCAAAAGAAAAUCAACUGUUGGAUGGAGUAUUCAUAAUAUAUUAUUGGAUUUUACUGGUGGUGUUUUAUCGAAUUUUCAAUUAAUACUUGAUGCCUAUUUAACUAAUAAUUGGUCUGGUAUAAAAGGAGAUUUUGUUAAAUUGUAA
Messenger RNA from Entrophospora candida, 600 nucleotides. Lineage: Eukaryota; Fungi; Glomeromycota; Glomeromycetes; Entrophosporales; Entrophosporaceae. The record is from the annotation of a GenBank genome assembly.